AUGCUUACGAUAGCUUGGUUCGUACUUGAUUUUAUCGCACUUAAAAAAUCGUGCGACUCAAAAACCAUUAGUCAUGCCACUCAAAAACAUAAUAAUGAAGAUGAGCGCGAUUAUAUAGAACUAGCUGCAGAGAUUAUUGAUUAUUGUUCUAUGGCGCUGUUGAGUUUGUUCCUUGUUGAAGUACUCAUCAAAAUCUAUGUAUUUGGACGGCAUUGGUGGAAUUUCCAAGAGAAAAGAAUGGAAUGGUUGGAUGCCAUUGUUGUGAUUGCUGCUUUCGCUUUCGGAUUAGCUACUAUGCAUCGACAAGACCUUUUUGCUGGAAUACCCUUACUUUUCAUUUCUCUUCGUCUGUGGCGUAUUAUUGAAAUUAUCAAUAGUGUGGCUCAGACUGUUCAAAGCGAAGAGGAAAUUCGAAAGAAACAUUUGGUUGAUAGCUAUCAUCAUCUGAUCGAAGAACUCUUGAAUAUUUUAGAAAAAAAAACUUUAACGAUUUCUGACGUUGGCCCUGAAAUGACACGAGAAACUUAUGAUGAAACUCUUGAGUAG
Messenger RNA from Rotaria socialis, 546 nucleotides. The record is from the annotation of a GenBank genome assembly. Lineage: Eukaryota; Metazoa; Rotifera; Eurotatoria; Philodinida; Philodinidae.